Pungitius pungitius (ninespine stickleback) is the source of this 4860-nucleotide messenger RNA. RefSeq names its product potassium channel, subfamily K, member 10b (gene kcnk10b). Gene Ontology annotation, molecular function: potassium ion leak channel activity; outward rectifier potassium channel activity. The transcript is spliced from 7 exons. Gene Ontology annotation, biological process: stabilization of membrane potential; potassium ion transmembrane transport. The coding region runs from base 493 to 2274 and encodes 593 amino acids. NCBI's taxonomy places the organism in Eukaryota, Metazoa, Chordata, Actinopteri, Perciformes, Gasterosteidae. Gene Ontology annotation, cellular component: plasma membrane. The record is from RefSeq and is a predicted model, not a curated record.
AUAUAAAUUAAGUGAAAUGGCUGAUGCAAGGCCAUAGGAGUAAAUACCCCCCAGCACGUUACAGUAAACGGCAGGUGGAGGGGCGCUUUGGGAAUGAAAGGGAGGAGAGUAUCCGUGCCCGUUGUUCGCAAUGCCGGCGCAACGCAUGGGUAAAGUUGCUUAUUCGUGGACACACUGGCUGAUGAUUGUGGACAGAACCACCGGGGUGGCGUGUUCUUGUGUGAUUCGUGAUGUGGGUUGGUCGUCCGAGCGGUGCGACAGUGAAAUGUCUCAUCCGCAUCUAUGAGACCAACACCGCGAUGUGCAAGCGAGGCGCAGCAAAAAGGGAGGGAGGGACAGCAGAGACAGACAAUGCGGCUUUGCGAUGCGUUUAUUUCCACACACACGAAGAUAUGCGGUCCCGAAGACGUGGGUGAUUUUGGUGAAUUUUCUUUUUUUUAAAUUGAAUUGAACACAAUUUCUUUUUGAUUUUGAUUGAGAACCAAAAUCACGAUGAAAUUUCCAAUUGAAAACCCGAGGAAACAAGUUAACUGGGAACCCGAACAAGUGGCGGUCCAGACCAACCUGGUCCCUCCCAAAAAGAUCCAGGCUGGCAUGGCGAAGUCGAGCCUAGUCCAUGCCAGCGUGGCCACCAUGCAGAACCCAAUGGGCUGUGAACCGAAGGCCAACGGCCACUGUCCGCUGCCACGCCUGUCCAUCUCUUCGCGCUCUGCCAGCGUGGUGGCCAGCAUGGACGCCAGCUGUGACGGCGUGGCCGCUGCGCUCCACUCGGUGAUGAAGUGGAAGACGGUGCUGGCAGUGUUCAUCGUGGUGGUUCUCUACCUGGUCUGUGGAGGUCUGGCCUUCAGGGCUCUGGAGCAGCCGUUUGAGAGCAACCAGAAGAACACUAUCACUCUGGAGAAGGCUUUGUUCUUGAAGAACCACCUCUGUGUCUCUCCCGAAGAGCUGGAGGCCCUUAUUAAGCAUGCCAUAGAUGCUGUGAGUGCUGGAGUGAGUCCUAUUGGAGAUACAUCAUUCAAUUCCAGCCACUGGGACCUGGGCAGUGCCUUCUUCUUUGCUGGAACUGUAAUCACAACCAUAGGAUAUGGAAAUAUAGCUCCAAGCACGGAGGGUGGAAAAAUCUUUUGCAUCCUUUAUGCCAUAUUUGGCAUCCCUCUCUUUGGCUUCUUGUUGGCCGGGAUUGGAGACCAGCUGGGCACCAUCUUUGUGAAAAGCAUCUUGAGGGUUGAGAAGAUAUUCAGGCAAAAACACAAACAGAUCAGCCAGACUAAGAUCAGAGUGACGUCCACCAUCCUGUUCAUCCUGGCUGGCUGCAUUGUUUUUGUCACCAUCCCUGCUGUCAUCUUUAGACACAUUGAGGGCUGGAGCGCACUGGAGUCCAUCUACUUUGUUGUGAUAACACUCACCACAGUGGGGAUAGGAGACUACGUGGCAGGUGGGAACCGUAGGAUCGUCUACAGGAAGUGGUACAAGCCUUUGGUGUGGUUCUGGAUCAUGGUGGGAUUGGCGUACUUUGCAGCCGUCCUCAGCAUGAUUGGAGACUGGCUUCAAAUACUGUCUAAAAAGACCAAAGAAGAGGUCGGGGAGAUCAAAGCUCAUGCAGCAGAAUGGAAGGCAAAUGUUCGAGCGGAGUUCCGUGAAACGCGGCGGCGCCUCAGCGUUGAGAUCCACGACAAGCUGCAGCGGGCCGCCACCAUCCGCAGCAUGGAGCGCCGGCAGCUCGGCCUGGAGCAGCGCGCUCUCUCCCUGGACAUGCUGUCCCCGGAGAAGCGGGCCUUGUUCGCCAGCCUGGACGCCGGCCGCUUUAAGACCUCCUCCCAGGAGAGCAUCGACACCAAGCUCAACAACCUGAGGCUGAAGGGGGCGUGUGAGCCCUACGACCAUCCCGCGAGUGAGCAGACGCCACAGACCGCGUCCUCCUCCGAGGAGAACCUCUUCAACCUGCGCUGCGGGUCCCUCACCAAGCUGGCCAGACGCAACAAGAACCGCGAGCUGCGGCGGAACAUUAACGAAGACGUGCGGCGGGCCAGCGUCGGCGUCAGCAACGGCAGCGCCAUGCUGGGAGAGGAGAGGACGGAGGAAGAAGACGAAGACGGGGAGCCAGACGAGGAAAACAGAGACAGAAAAGUGGAAAACAUCAGUCUGACAAACCUGUCGCAGAGCGCCAUGGAGCGCGGGAAGUUGAACGAGUUUGCACCGGUGCCGGCCAAAGAUAGCGAGCGACUGGGCAUCGAGUGGAAGUGUUCUUCAGAGACACAGGGAGAAACCGAGUGAAAGGUAGAGCCGAGAAGACAGGACAAGCGUGCAUGGACCUUUGAGAUGUCAGUAAGUGUGCCUUUGUGUUUUUCCUCGCUUUGAUCGGCACCGCUCCGAGUAAAUUCAGUCAUAAUGCCAUAGCCAUGGGAAGAAAAUGUGCUGCCAAAAAAAUGGAAAAGACAGAAGAGGCUGUCGUUAAAUGACCUCGUGCAGGAUGUUACUGUAGGAUGGGCAACUCAAAGAACUUUCCUCGCUACACGAACUAUCAGCUUCGAUGUCUAUCAGCCUUGAGUCUCGACACCCGAGAGACACUUGGGCAACGGCUUUUUUGUUAACGUUGAAUCUUAUUUUCUAACCACGUGGGCGGGAUGUUCAGAGUUCUUGCUUCAGCUCCUCCUCCUUCAGAAAGGUUGUGGAUCUGCGCUUUGUCAUCUUACAAUGUGCUGGUUAUUUGUAGCUCAGCUACCAAAGGACUGGGAGGGUGGGAGGUUUUGUUUCUGCUGCAUCAGUUUGUCAAACAAUAGACACUGACAUGAACAAUUAUUCCUGGUAUGUAACUUUGGAAGUGCAGCCUAACGGUAUAAAUACUCAUGAAAAAACAAACAUCUCCUAGAUUGUGCAUGGUUAUGAAAUAAAACCAUAAAAGAAGAUUCACAUACUUGAAAGCUCGAAAUGACAGCUGUAAUAAUGUUCCUUACUGUUCGAUGAAUUAAAUGUACUGCUUGCUUUCACAGGCAUUUAUUAUCACCAUUGGCCAACAAAUUGUCAGCCAUGUUGAAAACACCUUUUUUGUAAAUGGCAUUCACUUUUAUCACAAAUGUCUUCAGACUUUUUAUUGGAUGAAUAUGAUGCUUUUCAUUUUGUACUCAUCAAGCAUGUCGGCGUCCGUGUUUACUCCUUUUUAUAUCAGCCAAGCACUUAAGUUGAAAUUUGAAAAAGUACAAACAACAUGUCGUGUUUCUUUUAUCAAAUGAUUUUUCUAAAACGCUGUCAAACAUUUUUCUGUGUUUUUCUGUAUGUUGACUCAUUGAAAAGUUUGACACAUUUCCACUUUUUGCUUUUCAAAAACAGGCUCUGAAACUACUACCCGACGUCUUCUUUAAAUCUAUACAAAAUGAUCAAAAACUAAAGACAAAGUAUACACACACUGGUUGUACUUGUACCCUGUUUUAUCCUUUUUAUCAGGCAAGACGUUGCUGUGUAAAGUUUUUUGUCAUGAACAUAUCACAUUAAAUGUAGUGAGUGCCUUUUUACAGAUAAUAAACAUGACCUAAGGAAUUCAAAAGGGCCGUAAUCCCUAUACUAAUGAUAGCAUGAACAUAUUGAUUCCAUAUGAGUAUGAGUAUUGCCUUUCAAAGGGCAUUGCUACAAAAUUAUAUUACACCAUAUGGCUGCUUUACAGCUGGCAGCACACUACUGAUACUGGUAUUGAACCGUUGUAUCUAUCUUUUGAGAAGAGAAAGAUUAAAUGUCUCACGAUCAAUAAGAAAUAAAAAAACAAACAAGCGGCAGCUAAAUGAAAAACCAAGUGUAGCCCUGAACAAUUUACACAGGUGCAGUCAGCGAUUAAUAAAACAAAUAAUACAGAACAUAUUCAAAGGUAUUCAUGAAUAGAUUAAAGUAAAAAAAAAACGUGUAUCCAGUUACUGAUUCAGCCCCCACCCUGAAGAUCCCAAAAUGCAGCCUGACUACGUUUUAUCUGAUCACUAUCCAGAACCAGAACUAUUAACUGAAGCUGGAUUUAUUGUAGAAUUAACCUAAUUAUUUACACACACAAAACUGCUUGACUGCACCUGUUCAAAUGAUCUAGUGUUACUCUGAUUGCCUUUGACUGCAGCUGACAACGCUCUGUGUGAGCUGUCACUUGUUUGAACAACCCUGUGAGUUGAAACACAAAUCCUAUUUACGGGAUCUGUCAUUUUGGAUAAGAAAUGUGCUUUGGUAUUUUGUUGAUUAUCACUUAUUGAGCACAAAGUUCCAAUUCUCUUUCCCAGGCCUAUAUGUUUGUUCCAAAGAGCACCUUUUUUUUGUUCCAGCAAAAGUGAGGUAGUGACCGCUCAGACAAAACUGGGAUUCCUCAUCUAUAUUCUAAAAAUGUUAUUAUUAAAAAUAAAGGAAAUGAGGACAAUAGAUAUCACCGGAAGACAAAGAAAACAAUACUUCAGCAAAGCAUCACUUCUAUGCAUACUUUAUUGUAUUUCUUAUCCUUAUUUUAACUCAACAAUUUCAGCUCCACCAUAAAAAGACACUGAUAUGACGAUGCUGCAGCCUUUGUGUAACCAAAUGGCAAAAUCCAUUAUGUAACGUAAUGUAACUGACUCAUUGCCUGCCGCUGGAUGCUGGAGCUCAAGGUCUCCAUCCAUGUAGCUCACUGCCACAGUCACUUAUGUCGAAGGGUGUUUGUCACCUGGCAAAAAAAACUCUUAGUUGACAGGCCCCUUAAAAUAAAGUAAUCAAGGAGACAGGUGGUGUGUACGAGGUUGUGUGUGCGUGUUUGUGUUGAUCUUCCUUUGAAGGUGGAAGUGACCUCGGCCAGCUCCUCUCUCUCUCUCUUUUGUCCGUCCCUGAGUUAUUUGUCCCCCUAUUGCUGCCCCACACAUGAUG